Messenger RNA from Linum trigynum, 2617 nucleotides. The record is from the annotation of a GenBank genome assembly. NCBI's taxonomy places the organism in Eukaryota, Viridiplantae, Streptophyta, Magnoliopsida, Malpighiales, Linaceae.
GUCGUUGUAGUAUAGUGGUAAGUAUUCCCGCCUGUCACGCGGGUGACCCGGGUUCGAUCCCCGGCAACGGCGAUUUUUUAUUUUCCCUCCGAGAAACCAAACAACCCACGGUACUGGAUAAUGCGGUGUCGUUUCAGGCUUCUCUUCCCUGCAAUCCUGUUAGGGCGAAUCAAUCAGACUCGCUUUCUCUUAUCUUCCUCCUCGCUCACUCUCUCCACCUCAGACCCCGGCGAUCUUCUCUCUUCGCCAAAGCCAAAUAUCUGCCGCUCGCCGGUGCCGUCUUUAUCACCGUUCCCACCUCCCGCAGCCCUUUUCCUCCUUCCACCUCGUUAUCACCGAUCCCACUUUGCCUUCUGCCUUCCUAUUCUAGCAAGGGGGUUUAACUAGGGUUUUAUAAUUUAAUAUUUAUUUUUUCUGGGCGAGUUUCGGUGCUGCCUUCCCUUCCGUAUCUCUUUGGGUUUCAAUCGACAGUCCAGCAAAAUGGCGUCUUUCAUGGCGGUACGCCGCUCGCGGACGCCGCUCUCUUCCUCGUCUUCCGUCAUCAAGGUACGGUUACUUCCACACCUCUCGCUCUCUCCCUUGGAUAGAGUCCUAGCUGCCGUCAGAACUCUGAGCACUUCCUCGGCAAUCCCCAAUGAAUUCCACCGACCACCACCACCACCACCACCAUCUCACUCCGAGCCUAGGGUUUUCCAUGGCGAGAGGCAUACUGAUCAAGUUCCCCGCUGGGAGAAUAGAGUACCUCCGCCGCCGCAGCAACAGCAAGGAAACCAUCACCAGUGGCACCUUCCUCAGCAGAACCCUCCGCCGCAGCAACAGCAAGGCAACCAUCACCAGUGGCACCACCCUCAGCAGAGCCCUCCGCCACAGAUGGGGGCAGGGCAGGGGAAUUAUCAGGGCAACUUUUCGAAUCAAAGGCAGAAUUCCAACCAGGGAUUUCCCAGUAUAGGAUAUCCUAAUCCUAAUACUAAUGCUAAUCCAGAUCAGGGAUACCCUAAUCGUGGAUUCAACCAGCCGCAACAUCCACCUCCUCAAGGAGGCCCAGGUCACUGGAAUUCUCCAGGUGGUCAGAGCUACCCUCAGCACCAUAAUCCCCCCGCCCAGGUGAAUCAUAAUGUCCAGAACUACGGCCAACGUGGAGCUCCAAAUCAGUGGAAUAACCAAGUUCAAGUGCAGCAUCCCCAACCCAGAAAUUUCGAAGCUGAGCCUGUUAUUCCAGUGGCUUCAUUAGCCGAUUUGUUGCGUUUGUGCCAGGAAGGGAAGGUCAAGGAAGCAAUUGAGUUGAUGGAUAAAGGCCUUCGAGCUGAUUACGCUUGUUUCGAUUCUCUAUUUGGGUUGUGUAGCAAACUCGAGGAUGCCAAGAAAGUGCACGACUACCUUCUGCAAUCGACUUGCAGGGGUGAUCUCAGGUUGAACAAUAAGGUGAUUGAGAUGUAUGGCAGAUGCGAGAGCAUGACUGAUGCUCGUAGGGUGUUUGAUCACAUGCCAGAAAGAAACAUGGAUACCUGGCACCUAAUGAUCCAUGGUUAUGCAAACAAUAGCUUGGGAGAUGAAGGCUUGCAACUGUUUGAGCAGAUGAGGAAGCUAGAUCUGAAACCCACUGAGGAAACGUUCCUCGCUGUAUUAUCAGCCUGUGGAAGUGCAGAUGCUGUGGAUGAGGCGUUCAUCCAUUUCAAGUCGAUGAAGAACGAUUUUGGGAUCGAUCAACAAAUGGAACACUAUGUUGGGAUGAUUGAUGUACUUGGCAAAUGUGGGUUUCUCAAUGAAAUCGAACAGUAUAUUGAGAAACUGCCCUUUGAUCCCUCUGUAGAAAUCUGGGAGAAAUACAUGAACUAUGCUCGAAUCCACGGAGAUGUGGAUCUUGAAGAUCGCCUCGAAGAACUGAUUGUUUCAAUGGAUCCUUCCAAGGCAGCGGCUAAAAAGAUACCUACACCACCUCCAGUGAAGCGUACUGCAGUCAGCAUGCUGGAAGGGAAGAGUAGAAUAGCAGAGUACCGUUAUCCUGCUCUUUACAAGGAUGAUCCUAAACUCAAGGAACUGAUGGAGUUGAAGAACUCGGGUUAUGUCCCAGAUACCAGAUACGUUCUUCAUGACAUUGAUCAAGAGGCGAAAGAGCAAGCUUUGUUAUACCACAGCGAGAGGUUGGCCAUUGCUUAUGGACUCAUCAGCACUCCGGCGAGGACGACACUGAGGAUCAUAAAGAACCUCCGGAUCUGCGGUGACUGUCACAAUGCCAUCAAGAUUAUGUCCAGGAUCGUAGGGAGGGAGUUGAUCGUUAGGGAUAAUAAGAGGUUUCACCACUUCAGGGAUGGCAAGUGCUCUUGUGGAGACUACUGGUGAUCCAUUCUUCCUUUUGUAUGGAUACAAGAUUACUGAAACAAUAUUAUCAGUAGAACAAUGUAGUUACCUAGUUUAUUCACUUGGCUCUAUUUUCUGGGACCUUAUGUAUAAAAGUGCACGAGCUGCUUGAACGGAUGGGCAUACAUGAUCUGAACGACAACUGGCCUACUGCUGCUGCUUAUGAUCACAAUUCACAAUUAGGUCCACGUAUGCCAUUCGUAAUUGAGAUUUCAUUUUUUGAUUGAUUUCACAACAGUUAUAAAGGUAAGAUGAACUU